Molecule: messenger RNA, 459 nt
Organism: Durusdinium trenchii
Lineage: Eukaryota; Dinophyceae; Suessiales; Symbiodiniaceae
Source: the annotation of a GenBank genome assembly
AUGACAUCGGACGUCCAUUUCAAGGGUCGCGACCUCCUUGGGCUGGCCUUGUACCUGGGCGGCUCCUGCUAUUCGCUUGCCUACGAGGUGGGCCGUUUCCAAUGGAAGGCCAAGCCUGAAAACAAAGGGAAACUACACACCGUGGGCCUGGCCGCUUGGUGUAUUCAUCCCAACUAUUUCGGUGACCUCUUUACCUACACGGGCUGGGGCUUAGCUUGUGGAACCACUUGUGCUCUGAGCAUUCCUAUCAUGAUGAUCUGGACUUUUGUCAUGUUUGUGGUUCCCAACUCCGACGAUUAUUUGGCCAAGCGCUAUCCAGAGCAGUUCCCGAGCUAUGCGGCCAAAACGGCCACGCUGAUUCCUGGACUUCACUCUAAGGUCAUGAGUCAGAUUCUGGCAUGGGUAGGGACCAUCCUUGGUGCUGGUCGACGUGUGGCACAAGUUCAGUGCUGUGUCUAG